This is a messenger RNA of Lytechinus pictus (painted urchin), 6594 nucleotides long. Its product is annotated as transport and Golgi organization protein 6 homolog. The coding region runs from base 395 to 4144 and encodes 1249 amino acids. NCBI's taxonomy places the organism in Eukaryota, Metazoa, Echinodermata, Echinoidea, Temnopleuroida, Toxopneustidae. The record is from RefSeq and is a predicted model, not a curated record. Gene Ontology annotation, biological process: protein secretion. The transcript is spliced from 15 exons.
GGACUCCUUCUAUGUAGUCUGCUUCCUUCAAUUUUGAACUUGAAGAAUCUGGCAGAAUCUGGUUGGAUAUAGACAAUUAAAUUCCUGAAUAUCUAGUGAUCUGGAACAGUACUUAUAAGCUGCAUAUUUAGGACCUACAAUCUACAGUGGAAUUUUCUUUGCACUUGCAGAUAAUCGGUAACUGCAACCGUUGAUCCCCUCCGAAAGAUCCCGGAGUCAGCUUCUGUGCGCGUACUGUCCGACGCUAGGAUUUUCGUGUCAGACUAGUCUAACGCCGAGGACAUUGAUGCGGGAAUUAAGCAACUAACUCGGAAACGACCUGGCGCAGAUAAUCUACCAGAUUGAAGAGCGCCAACUUAACUCCAACACCAACCAACCGUUAGACUCAACCAAUAUGGCAGCCCCCAUGGAUUUUUAUCUGCGCCUCCUGCGAGAAUUGUUCAAAGGGAUUAGUAUUCUAACUUCACCUUCCAGUGAACCUCCAGAAACACAAGAGGAUAGCUCCAGAAAUGAUCUUCUUGAAGGCUCUCUCACCAAGUCCAUGGAGGCCCUCCACAAUGCUCUGGACGGAAACUCAGAUCUCAAGAAUCCUACGGCUAUCUUUAGAGAUAAUCAGGCUUCCUUGAGGUCUAAACUCCAGCAGGUUACUGAUAAGAAAUGGGUCUAUGUGGAACAUUGCCUGGCUAUGCUUGAGAGCCUGAGAUGCUGCUACCAGGAUGCCUUGCAAACAUACGAGGAGGAGCAGAGAAAGAUCGAGGGAGCUCCUACAAUACCCCUUACACCGAACAUGGCUCCCACUGCAUCACCAGACACCCUUAGUUUCAACCAACAGGCUGCUCUAUCUUCUCUCACUCAGUUCAUCAUUUCGCUUGGGAUCUGCCCGGCACUGUUGAAAGGAGUCGGGCUCCCUCUCAACGUCAGAUCCCGGUUGGCUGCUUCCUUCAUGCCAACGGACAAACCUCUUCCUUUCAAAGAGAGGCAGCGAAGGUUGAUGGUGAUCCUCAAGAUCUUCAGCGAUUGCAUCAAGCAACCUGUCCUAGGUGGGUUCAUCCUCUCUAAGAACUUGAAUGAUGUUUUGGCUUCAUUGAUUCAGGUGGUUUGCACCAUGGAGAUUCAGAAGACUAUUAAGAUCAAGAAACCUGAUGGCAGUCUUGUAAGUCCAGCUGAGAGAGAACCAGCCCUUCCUCCCUCCGAUAUCACCUUUGCCAAAGCCCAGCUAGAGCACCUGACCCGUCACUGCUAUCAGCCUUCAGUCAUCAAGGAGCUUCUCAUCCUCCAGGGUGGUAUGGGAUCAGGGGUCAAAGGUCAAAGCACUCUCCCCAAACCUCCCCUGUGGUUUAGGAAGAUGUGUGGGCACCUGCUGGCUGAGAGGAUCAUGACAGAAAAAGGAGUAGCCCAUUUUCUGCAGGGCCUUGUUGAUGAUGGAGAUACCUCAUCUGGCUCUUGGGCUCGAUGUGAUGCCUUAGCAAACCUGUUAGCCACGCCCCCUUCCACAGCUGUUUCAAAGAAGGCUUACUUUAAAAGCAUCUGCCAUCAGAUAUUAGAUGUUCUUCAUUCUGGAGAUGACAUCAUGAUGAGACAGAUCAUCCGAGUCAUCAGUAGCUCUGUAGUUGUCAUAUUAACAAAUGAGAAAGUGAUAGCCGAGCAGUAUAUCCUCGACCCACUCUUCAAAGCUCUCAAAGCUGACAAAGAUGCCAAAGGUAGCAGUCAGCUCAUACUAACUAGUGAGGCUGAGCUCUCGCAAUGCAUCAGUGACAUCUACAGAAUGUUUAUCAUUGGAAGAGAACCAAGCCCUCUCCUCCUAUUAUGUCUUACACCCAUCCUUCAUCAUCUCUUCUCUCUAUAUGCAUUCUCUAUGGAAGGAGUCUGCAACCUCAGGGCAACGGUAGAGGAGAUCCUAUGUGCAUACCUACGUACCUCAGAUCAUAGCACAGCCCUCCAUGCCAUGGAACACAUCUCGGCCAUAAGAGCACAUACUAUGUAUGACACGAUGAAUGAGAAGGUCACCUUCAGACCAGGAUCUGGCGGUGGUGCAAUCAUGGUCUAUCAAGGGGAUUCAAGUUUAGAGGAGUUGUUCACGCAGACCUUAAUGAGCCAUGAGCACAUUGGAAGAUGCUGUACUGCGCUCUUACUCAAGGUCUCACAGGAAAAGCUCUCUGCUGACUUCUUUAUCUCGGUACUCAAUGAGAUGACAGCAGCAGUUGCAUCACUGGAUUCUUCCAGUUCGGAACAGAGAGAUCCUCCGUCUGGUCGUUCAGGACAUAGUAGCGAACUCCUGGACCUAGAGCCUUCUUCACAGCCUGACAGGAUUAAUACAGUGCAGCAUGCUCUCAGGGUUCUGGCUGUUCUUGAGCAGCUCUGUGAGGCCUUUGGACCUGAUGUCCUCAAGGACACUCACCACCUGCUACAGUUCUGUCAGGCUUCUCUCCAGAGGUGUGUGGAUCGACUGAAGCAGGAGGGAGAGGAUGGGACAGACAUCCCUGGUGUCUUGGAGACAGAGACCUUGACGCUGGCUGUGACCUUGCUCUCUGCUAUAAUCACCGGAGAACAGAAGAAAAAAUUGGAAUCAACUGAUAGAAAAAUCCUUCAGGAUAUUCUUCCCCUUUUGAUGACCAUUGCCAAACUUCACUCAUUGGAAACCAUCCAGGAGAUGGCAGAUGGCCUUGCGAUUGCCAUAGCAACCCAUGGUGCUGUGUCAUCUUCCUCCAUUCACCACGCAGGGAAAGAUGUAAGGAAAGGUGGAAAGAGGAAUGAACAGUCGAAAGUAAAUACAACCAUGGACAACACCAAUGGAGUGCCAGGUCGACCAAAAGCUGAGACCUCUGUAGAAUCUGACGUAGCGGCAGGUAGUUGUAUACAGAGCAGUAAAGAUGUCAACAGGAUCAGUAGAGAGACCUCUACCAGUAACGACAUUGGGAAACCUCUACUACACCGGUUAAAUACUGAAGAAAAGGAAGAAGCAAUGAGACAAACUAGGGGUAUGGAUAUUCCUGGUAAAUCUACAAAUCAAAAUCAGGAUGCACUGUCUGCGAGAAAUCCUUCUUUGGGGAUAUGUGAAAAUGUGUCACGGAGACAAGAACCAUGUCAACAAGCAGAUAACCCUGGAGCUGAUGGUGAUCUUAUAGUUCAUUAUGAACAAAGUGCAUUGCAUGACAAAAAUAGUACUGAUUUGGAGAUAUCUAAGAAUAAUAGAUCAGCAGAUACUGAAAGUAGAGUAUCAGACCUUGAUAACAGUAAAUCUCAAAUCCCAGUGAUUCUUAAUGAUCCUACAAUACACCAACAAGAUAGGAAAGAUGAGGAUUCCGUGCAACAAGAAAAGCCAACAAGUGAAGCUUUUGAUGAAGCUAUUAGAGACCUCACAGACCCUCUGCUCCCUGUACGAGGCCACGGUCUCAUCAUGCUGACCAGACUCCUCAAAGAGAAAGACCCUAGAGCCAUAGCUGAGAGCGAAACCUUACUCGCGAUCUUUGAAGAACAUCUUUCUGAUGACGACACCUACAUCUACCUCCCGUGCAUCAAUGGACUGGUAGCUUUGGCAGCAUCACAUCCAGACAGGGUUAUGCCUCAUCUCUGCAGUAACUUCACCAGUGGUCAUGCGUCUGACCAGAGCAGACAGUGGUCAGCGACCAGUCGAACGGUUUCCUUGGAGAAGACGCUCAAGAUGGGAGAAGCUUUGGUCAGAGCAACAAGAGAACUUGGAGAGCUUGUGCCGCAUUAUAGGGGUCUCUUGUUGAAUACCAUCAUGGCCGCCACCAGACACUCGGAUGCUCAUAUCAGGGCAAGCAGUCUAGCCCAUCUAGGGGAGGUCUGUGGGCUUCUUAAGUACUCCCUUGGUGCUGUGAUUCAUGAGGUUCUGAAUUGUGUAACAUCUGCUCUCAAAAGUGACCCUGAGCCUGAGGUCAAAAGGUCAGCUGUUCAGGUCAUGAACCUUCUCCUGCGAGGUCUUGGAAAAGAUGCCAUACAAGUUCUGGAUACCUCGAUACGGGAUGUCUACCGAUGCCUCAAGCAUGUGAGAGAUGUUGAGAAGGAUGACGUGUUGCUCCUGCAUACCCAGCUUGCCAUGGAAGAACUGGACAUUAUCAUGAGACAAUACCUGUUCCCUAAACAGACUCUCUCAAAGAAGAUCACAGUGUUAAACCCAUAGGCCUGGUUUCACAUAACCAUAUUUGAAAUCUGAUAGGCAAAAUGUGACACUGCAAGUCACUUAGGGUAGGUGUUUGAAUUUAUGAGCAUUUUUUAUUAUUUUGUUAUUAAAAUUAAAAACAAAUAUAUAUAAGUAAGAAGAACAGUACUAUAGAGUGAGGUGUUCUGGACAAGCAGAUAAGUCAUUGUACUAUGAACCACGAGGUCCGGGUUUCAGAUCCCACCGCAACACUCAGGUCUGUUGGCAAGGCGUUUAUCUACAUUUGCCACUCUCCACCCAGAUGUAGUAAAUGGGUAGGAAGAAGUUCCCUUAAUGCUUGAGUGCAUAUGAUAACACAGGUGCAGCUGGGGUAAUUAUAUUAUCAUGUUAAGCAGAGCCCGUUGGUAGAACAGUGUUUGGUACUGAAACAGCUACCCUGGGUAAAAUAUGAUAUUGUUAUAUUAUUAUUAUUACUACUACUACUACUACUAUCAUUGACCAAAAUUAAGAAUUCUAGAGGUAAACUUAAGAAAUGUAUUAUUAGUAGUAUACACAUGGUAUUAUAUGAUGCAAUUUGUAUUACACCUAAUGACCCUGUACCUCUCAUGCCAUUGGUAACUUACCCCACCCACUAAUCAAAGUACUCCAAAAUGUGAGAAUUUGACAUUUUUACCUAGAUUAAUAUGAUUAAGCUGCAGAAUAGUUCACACUUUUGUUCCGUAGUAAUAUAUAUCUCCUUGGUGGUAUUGGUAGAUUUGAAGCACACAUGGAUUAAGAAAUCUGAGAAGAACUGAUUAGUUGGAUUCUGUUUUCUUCCAUUCAAAGGAGUACUCCAGGCUAAAUAUAAUAUGAUUUGAACAGAUAAUGAAAAGUCAGACAAACAAAACACUGAAAAUUUGAUCAAAAUCGGACAAGGAAUAACAAAUUAUGACAUUUGCAUUAUAUCAGCGAAACAGUUCUAUGCACGUCUUCAUGAAUAUUCAAGGAGCAAACUAAUUAUGUCAUAUCCCCAUUUGUUCUUUUGUACUUUAUUACAUGAAACUAUGUUUAUUCAUAAUUUUCUUCCAAGAACUUAAAUAAUUUGACUGACAAUUACUUUAAUGCUUUAGAUAUUCAUUGGUGCAACUUAUUCAUUCAUAAGGGAGACAUAUCAUUCACACAUAUGUGAAAAAAUGAAAUAGUUAUGAUUUCAUGUAAAAACAUAAGAAAAAGGAAAGUGGGGAUGUGUCAUUAUCAGCCCAUUUAAUGAAUAUUCAUAAUGUGAAUAUAACUACUAUCACAAAAUAUUGCUUAAAUUUGAAAUUCAAUAACCUUGUUAUUUGUUAUCAGAUUUUGAUGAAAUUUUCAACAUUUUGCUCUGUGAAUUUUAUUAUAUUUAUUUAGAUAUAAUUAUACUCAGUCCGAAGUACCCCAUUAAGAAGUAAAAUCUCCUACACCCGAUACCGCUCCCUCUUUCCCACCUAUGUUUACCCUCUCAUGUAUUUGCUCUCUUUGUCCCAUUCCAUAUGGUUUAUUUCCAAUUCGUCUAAAGCCAAUUUGUCCAAUUGCCAACUCGUCUACUACCAUUUGGUCUAUCAUCAGCUGGUCUACUCACCACAUGGUCUACUUUCAUUUAGUCUAAUGCCAUUUGGUCUAAUAACAAGUUGGUCCAAUAGCCAUUUAGUCCAUGUACCAUUUCGUCUAAUUUAACAAGUGUUAAUUGUACAAAAUGAAUGAAAAGACAAUGGGUAUUAGACCAACUGGUUAUUAGACAAAAUGGUAAUAGACGAAAUGGUGACUAGACCAAAUGAUUAUUGGACUAAAUGGUUACUAGACGAAAUUUUGAUGGACGGAAUGGCAUUAGACUAAUGAAGGUGGACCAUGUGGUGAGUGGACGAGUUGGCAGUAGAUGAAUUGGCAUUUUACCUUCCAUAUUCCCCAAAUUUGACAUUUCUAUCCCCACUUCAAUCUGCUCAUCUUGAUUCUCUCUCUCCUUAUCACAUCUGUUCUGUCUUCUUGGCUCUCAUGACUUAUCCAUUCUUCCUAAUUUCUAUCAUCCCAUAUCUCUCUCUCUCUUCCUCCCUCUGUUGCUCCACUUCCUCAUGUGCCUUUUCAUGUGUCCUCCCCCUUGACCUUUCCUUUCUUCCUCCUCUUGCCUGCACACCCCCUUGUACUCUCAAACCCCAUCUCUCCCUCCUUUCAUUGUUCAUUGUUUUAUUGUUUCAUUGUUUUCAGUUCUUAUAUGCCAAAAGGCAUACCCAAAAGGCACAUUUAAAUUUCACAAAGUUGGAGUUUGGAAAUAUAAAGUUGAAAUUAAGUGCUAAAACCACUGAGUCUGUCUGUAGCAUUUGUAUGGGUUUGUUUUAUAAUUUUGAAUAUACUACAUUUAGACAUUUUACGUUUGUAACGGAAAUUUGGUCUCUGAAAUGGUUCCUUGGUGACACAUGAGCCAAGACCACAUGGCAAAUAAAUGACAUACCCUCAACAACGAA